Messenger RNA from Drosophila busckii, 3291 nucleotides. It is a transcript of the gene shakB, whose product is annotated as innexin shaking-B. The coding region runs from base 1013 to 2602 and encodes 529 amino acids. Gene Ontology annotation, molecular function: gap junction channel activity. NCBI's taxonomy places the organism in Eukaryota, Metazoa, Arthropoda, Insecta, Diptera, Drosophilidae. Gene Ontology annotation, cellular component: plasma membrane; gap junction. The transcript is spliced from 12 exons. The record is from RefSeq and is a predicted model, not a curated record.
CAGCAGCAGCAACAACGACAAUAAAACCACAAAAACAAAACAAUAACAAAAGACGCAACCACAACAACAGUCAGAAGAGUCCGAAGAGCAACUAAAGCUGAAGAGCUGCUGAAAAAUACAAACGCCAGAGCUGAAUUUACGUCGAAACGCAACAAAAUCUCAUUACACUUCGCAUUAAUUGUAAAUCCGCAAAACGAAGUGAAGCUGAUCGCGUUGUGUGUGAAUUUUUUUUGUUUUUGUUUGGUUUCAACUUUUGAUUGGCAACAACUCACACACACGCACACACACACACACAUACACAUACACAGUGGCGUGUUGUGCUGGUGUUGUGGUGGGGUGAGUGAGUGAGUCGGAAGCGCGCUGUACUCUGAAACACAACCGAAACCACUUUCGUCGCUCUGUAUUUGAACUGUAAACUCUUAAGCGUAAGCGAGACAGAGAGAGUGAGAGAGAGAGAGAGAGCGAGCAAUAGCUUGAGCGUUUAGCCAAGCGACAAGCAAUUUGUACUAACAUUUGUGCAAACAAAACGCAAGCGGUCACGAACAUACACACACAUGCACAUGCACACAUACAUAUAUGUGUGUGUGUGUGUGAAAUGAAUAUAUAGAUGGAAGCCGGCAGGUUUGGUCGCUUUGGUCGCUGGUCGCGUGACCCGCGUCCUUUUUACACAAUCAGCAAACGUAAUUGCUCAUAAACCGUCGCCGUGUCGCAAACGCAAAACAAAGUCGCAGCACCCCCCAGAUCCACCCGCCCCCACAGCUGCUGAGGCGUAGCUGUUCCGGGUCUGCAGUAAUCCAAAGCCAAACCGUUUAUAACAAUUACACAAACUAAGCAGCCAUUUGGGAGAUGCGUGUGGGUGGCAAUUAAGCGAAAGUCGCCCCAGCCCGAGAGCUGUGCUGUGCGUGUGGAAUAGCCUGUCAAGCUGUCAAGUGUUUAGGUGUUUCGUUAGUUCGUUCGCUCGUUCGUUCGUAUGUGUCGCUCUUGGUGGUGCUGGGGUUAUCGCCUCGACUAAAUGUAUAAACCAGACACUUUAACGCGCCGCGGCAGUCUGAGAUCCCUGCGCAGCGCCCCACUGCUGAGCACCGUGCUGGAGAGCACGCUCUCCUUGACCCGCAUACAUCCGAUUGCAUCGCUGGAACUGCCCGGCCUCGAUUAUGCCGUCCAGUCUCAAUCCCACAUUGGCGCCUUCCAUCACCGCGAAUUGGGCACAUCGUUGCGCAGCGGCAUCGCUGCCAUAACCGCCGCCAGUGCCACAGCCGCCGCCGGCGGCAUCUCUCAGUCCCAGAGCGCACUGCUCGGACGCUACGGUCCGAACGCCUCCAUACGCAACAGCGAGCGUAAAAUUGUACAACCGAAACGCGUUCUAUCGCGCAAACUAAAGCCACAUCUUGUCGCCGACACCGUUAAGCAAUACAUAAGUCGAGCGCAGCGAACAACAAAAAAGGGUGCACAAGAGCAACAAAAUAACAUGGAGUUUUUACGAGGCGUCUAUGCGUUUAUGCAAGUGAGUAGAUCAUCGGUGUCUCAUGUCAAAAUCGAUUCACCUGUUUUUCGCCUGCACACAAACGCAACGGUUAUUUUACUGAUCACAUUCUCAAUUGCUGUGACAACGCGGCAGUACGUAGGAAAUCCCAUAGACUGUGUACACACAAGAGACAUUCCCGAAGAUGUUCUCAAUACAUACUGCUGGAUACACUCAACAUAUACAGUGGUCGAUGCGUUUAUGAAAAAGCAAGGCUCAGAGGUGCCUUUUCCUGGAAUACACAAUUCACAGGGGCGUGGCCCUCUAACAAUAAAGCACACAAAAUAUUAUCAAUGGGUAGCGUUUACACUAUUUUUUCAGGCAAUCUUAUUUUACACACCAAGAUGGCUGUGGAAAUCUUGGGAGGGUGGCAAGAUUCAUGCGCUCAUCAUGGACUUAGAUAUAGGCAUUUGUUCCGAAGCCGAGAAAAAACAAAAAAAGAAAUUACUUUUAGAUUAUUUAUGGGAAAAUUUAAGAUAUCACAAUUGGUGGGCGUACAGAUACUACGUAUGUGAGCUGCUCGCCCUAAUAAAUGUGAUAGGUCAAAUGUUUCUUAUGAAUCGAUUUUUCGAUGGCGAAUUUAUGACAUUUGGCUUGGAUGUGAUAGAUUAUAUGGAGACCGAUCAGGAAGAUCGCAUGGAUCCGAUGAUUUAUAUAUUUCCCAGAAUGACCAAAUGUACAUUUUUUAAAUAUGGUUCAAGUGGGGAGGUGGAAAAGCACGACGCCAUUUGCAUUUUACCAUUAAACGUUGUUAAUGAGAAAAUUUACAUUUUCCUUUGGUUUUGGUUUAUAUUAUUAACGUUACUCACAUUAUUAACGCUAAUAUACAGGGUGGUUAUUAUAUUCUCACCUCGAAUGAGGGUCUAUUUAUUUCGCAUGCGAUUUAGGUUAGUGCGUCGAGACGCAAUUGAAAUAAUCGUUCGUCGUUCGAAGAUGGGCGAUUGGUUUUUGUUGUAUUUACUAGGUGAAAAUAUAGAUACAGUUAUAUUUCGUGAUGUUGUACAGGACUUAGCGAAUCGUUUAGGACAUAACCAACACCAUAGGGUGCCUGGAUUGAAAGGUGAAAUACAGGAUGCAUGAUAUUGGGAGUACUAAGAAGUAAUACAAAAUGCAAAAUGUCGUCUCUAUAAACUAACAACAACAACAACAACAAGAACAAUGUAAUUCAACAAUUUAGUACAACAACUAGAAGAAGAAGGAGAAGAAUGAAAGUUUGAGUACAGCAGCAGCCGCUUCAUAAAUUCAAAAUAAAAACUGAAAAAAACGUAUCUUACAAAUACAACCAAAAAAACUAUCGUCAAAUGCUAACCACAUCGCAAUCAUAAUCAUCGCAUAAGCUAGCAGCAGGAGGAGGGAAAAGCAUAGAGCAACAUCCCGAUAACCGAUAACGAUAAGGAGAUCAGUUGAAGCACAAUGUAAGCGGAUGUCAGUCACCAACAACAAGAACAACAAAAACAACAAAACAGUCAAGUAAAAUCGAAUAAAUAAUAGAGAACAAGAGGAAGCAACUGAAGGAAUUGGAAGAUACUGGGACGCUGCCAAGCUGAAGCAGCGACUCCCAGUGGACACAGCCAUGCAGGCGCAGCUGGCAACUGCAAUUGCAUGCGUGUCCCAUGGAUACAAGUCAAUGAAAAAAAAAAUGAAAAUAGAGCUUGCCCAGCGACAAGGACAAAGUGUGUGCGAACGAGAAGACAAAAGAACACGAAAGGCAGAAAGGAAAAGGAAAGGAAAGCUUACAAUGCGCUCUCUCUUUCUCUCAACACAUUACA